This is a messenger RNA of Nothobranchius furzeri (turquoise killifish), 1421 nucleotides long. RefSeq names its product ubiquitin carboxyl-terminal hydrolase L5 (gene uchl5). Gene Ontology annotation, molecular function: cysteine-type deubiquitinase activity; proteasome binding. NCBI's taxonomy places the organism in Eukaryota, Metazoa, Chordata, Actinopteri, Cyprinodontiformes, Nothobranchiidae. Gene Ontology annotation, biological process: ubiquitin-dependent protein catabolic process; protein deubiquitination. The record is from RefSeq and is a predicted model, not a curated record. Gene Ontology annotation, cellular component: cytoplasm; Ino80 complex.
CUUCUGGCUCACGUGAUAGUGAGGUCACUCAUGCGCUACAAUUAAUUAGCCCGACUAGCGCGUACACUGCUAGGCUAAUAGCAUUUGCUAACUAUAUGUGCUCAGACGGUAAAUUUCACAGUAUUUUGAGAAGAUGUCCGGAAGCGCAGGAGAGUGGUGUCUGAUGGAGAGUGAUCCUGGAGUGUUCACGGAGCUCAUAAAGGGGUUUGGCUGUAAAGGAGCUCAGGUUGAAGAGAUAUGGAGUAUGGAGCCGGAGAACUUUGAGAACUUGAAACCAGUUCACGGCUUGAUUUUUCUCUUCAAGUGGCAACCAGGAGAGGAGCCUGCAGGGUCUAUUGUGCAGGACUCGAGGCUUGAUCACAUUUUUUUUGCCAAACAGGUCAUUAACAACGCUUGUGCCACCCAGGCGAUCAUCAGCGUUCUCCUCAAUUGCACUCAUGCUGACAUGCUGCUCGGAGACACGCUGACAGAGUUCAGAGAGUUUUCACUGAGUUUUGAUGCAGCUAUGAAAGGUUUGGCUCUCAGCAACUCUGAAGUGAUUCGACAAGUCCACAACAGCUUUGCUAGACAGCAGAUGUUUGAAUUUGAUGCAAAGUCUUCAGCAAAGGAUGAAGAUGCCUUCCACUUUGUCAGCUACGUUCCUGUAAACGGCAGGCUGUACGAGCUGGAUGGACUUCGAGAAGGACCGAUCGACUUGGGUGCAUGCAACCAGGACGACUGGAUCAAUGCGGUUCGUCCAGUGAUUGAGAAAAGGAUACAGAAGUACAGCGAAGGAGAGAUCCGAUUCAACCUGAUGGCCAUCGUGUCGGACAGGAAGAUGAUCUACGAGAGGAAAAUCGCAGAGCUCCAGACUCAGCUCACUGAGGAUGAGCCGAUGGACACGGACCAGAGCAGCACAUUCCUCAGCUCCAUCCAGUCAGAGAUCGCAAAGUACCAGCUGCUCAUCGAGGAGGAGAACCAGAAGCUCAAAAGAUACAAGAUUGAAAAUAUUCGACGAAAGCACAACUACCUUCCUUUUAUCAUGGAGCUACUGAAGACGCUGGCAGAGUACCAGCAGCUAAUACCGCUGGUGGAGAAGGCGAAAGAGAAACAAAGCGCCAAAAAAGCUCAGGAGGCCAAGUGAGCAGCAGCGAUGAUGUCACACACACACACACACACAGUCUACCGUCAAGCUCUCAUCAGUGAAGGUUGUACAGAUCCUGUCAUAUUCAUGUGAGGAACCGCGGAAGGCGCGCCGCACUCGGACGCCGGCUUCCUGUGAAACCAUCCAGACUGAGAGCCGCGCUGCAGCCGGAGCUGAGACUGUACUUCUGAUUUCUGCCUCUGCGUCAUUCAUCAGUGCUAACGCAUGAUCGAAGCAAACAUGUGUUCAAAUGUUGUUUUGUCUUAUUUUCAUAAUAAAAUGUUUGGAUGUCUGUGAA